GAAGUGAGGUUAUGUCAAUAGCGCCGGCGCAAUUUGGGACACCCUGUGUCGCCACCACGCGAUCGUUGUCCAAAGUCCACCUGGACAAUUUUGACAUUUAUUAUCACUCUCUCCAUCUCACUCACUCCCAUACGAUUUGGUAUGCUCGGUAUGGUGUUUUCUUUGUCUCGUGAAAAAACCACUUUACGAAGCGGGAGAUUUUCUUACGGAUUUCUCAGGAUUUUCUAUGGUUUGGGUGCUGGCCGGUGUGGCAAGGAAUAAUCCAUAUCUUGUGGAUCAGAUGUGCUUGUAGUUCAGUUUGGAGGGAAUAAAAACAUGGAAAAAAUGAAGAGGAAAGCAAAUGCUGAUGCCUUCCUCACGGUUAAUGAACGUCCUGUGGAUGAUAUCUCCCUGGAAUUCUUCUACAAGCCCCACACCAUCACCCUCCUGGCCUUCUCCAUUGUCUGUGCAAUGUAUUUUGCCUUUGUGCGCAAUGAGAGUAACAUCGAGGAUAACAUCUGGGCAGGAAUGAUCUGUGUCAUCUUCUUCUUUCUUACUGUGUCUGUCAUUGCAUUCCCCAAUGGUCCCUUUACACGACCCCAUCCGGCUGUCUGGAGGAUGAUCUUUGGGCUAUCGGUACUCUAUCUCCUUGGUCUGCAGUUUCUCAUGUUUCAGAACUACAAGACUAUCAUGGGAAUAUUCUACUGGUUGGAUCCGGGUCUUAGGAACUUCCACAUAAAUAUGGACAAGGAAUACGGUGUCAAUUGUUCAGACAUCACAGUCGAGAGGAUCUGGUCACAUGUUGAUGUCUUUGCUCUGGCCCAUUUUCUCGGUUGGAUGUUCAAGGCCAUAUUAAUUAGGCAUAUGGGUAUUCUCUGGGCUAUUAGUAUCAUGUGGGAAAUAACUGAGAUUGCCUUUGCUCAUCUUCUGCCCAAUUUUGUGGAAUGCUGGUGGGAUGCCAUGAUCCUAGACGUUGUCCUUUGCAAUGGCAUAGGGAUAUGGUGUGGACUGAAACUGUGUAAGAUUCUCGAGAUGCGAGAGUACCGAUGGAUUAGCAUCCGGGAUAUUUCGAGUACUUCCGGAAAGAUAAAACGGGCUGUACUGCAAUUUACACCACAGAGCUGGACAGCUGUGCGAUGGCUUGAUCCCAAGAGCACUUACAUGCGUUUCCUGGCUGUGUGUCAAUUGGUGAUCUUCUGGCAAGUCACCGAACUCAAUACCUUCUUCCUCAAGCAUAUCUUCGAGAUGCCACCAUCUCAUCCUGUUGUCAUCGUUCGUCUCAUCCUCAUUGGCCUCUUCACAGCACCAUCUGUCCGGCAGUACUACAUCUACAUCACGGACACUCAGUGUAAGCGUGUUGGGACUCAGUGCUGGGUCUACGGCGGAAUAAUGGUUUCCGAAGCGAUUCUCUGUAUAAAAAAUGGAAAAGAGUUGUUUGAGCGCACCCAGGCCACAAAUAUAAUUGUCUGGCUGCUCAUUCAACUCUUCGUGUCCGUGGUAUUUGUCUAUGGGUACAUGCUGUGGCACAAAUACUUCCAGCCCGACAGUGAGGGCUCCAAAGAAGCCUCUCCAGCCAAAGUUGCAACACCCAGCAAAAUGCCCAAGAACAAAACCCGGAAACUCAUUUUUGAAUCUGACGGAUCAUCUUCACUAAAGAAAGAUGACUAACAUCUCAGAUAAAACACAACACUGAACCAAAGACCAGCGAUAUCACUCACUAGCAACCUCCUUUCUCAGCAUAAGGCUUAUUCUCUUUUUUUUUGGUAGUCGAGUCAAAAAUAUAAUCGAAAGACUUGCGAUUUGUAGGAAUUAAGAAUAAAAUUAAAAAAAGCAUUUCUCUCCAUAUUAAUCGCUCUCAGAAAUUUUUAAAAAAAAUGCCAUCCACCGAAUUUUCGCCAUUUUACUCAAUAAUUAUUGUGAAAAUAAAAGACAAGUUGACCUUUAUAUGUCCUUCUAUCAAAGGCAACUCAUAGUGGUAAUGAGGGAGUGAUUCAAAAAUAUAUUUUACUCAGAGAAUGUAAAGAAAGUGAAUAGAAAUAAAAUUAUAAAUAAUAAACCUUUUAAAAUGUGAAA
Molecule: messenger RNA, 2052 nt
Organism: Phlebotomus papatasi
Lineage: Eukaryota; Metazoa; Arthropoda; Insecta; Diptera; Psychodidae
Gene: l(3)77CDf
Product: phosphatidylserine synthase
Exons: 2
Coding region: 316-1647 (443 amino acids)
Biological process (GO): phosphatidylserine biosynthetic process
Molecular function (GO): L-serine-phosphatidylethanolamine phosphatidyltransferase activity
Source: RefSeq, a predicted model, not a curated record